CCACCAUCACGGCACCGCGCUCUCGCUCGUUCACUUGCAGCUGCCAUGGGCCCGAAGUCGAUCUUGAAGAGCUCUGCGGUGCCGGCGGACGCGGUGGACGCGCGCAAGCCGCCGGUGAACGAGCAGCAUCUGCAGGUGGCGCUACAGCACGCAAAUAUCAUCCAGGACCAAAAGAACGUCGAGCAAGAGAUACUAAAUGCUACCCUAGAGCUCCUCGAGUUCCCGCCCGACUCAAAAGCAGAUCCCGCGCGCCCCAGUCCCAGCGAUGCGCAUAAAUUCAAGACCCUCGUCAUGCCGUUCCAGCCCAAUGACUACGAUGCACUAAUCGAGGAGCGAAACUGCGCCGACCUCUGUGGCUACGCUCUAUGUCCACGCCCCCGAAAGAAAGUGCCCUCUGCCAGCAAGCUGCAUUUUGUCGACUCCAGAGAUCGUGGUGUACAAAUCGUGCCGAAGAAAAUGCUGGAGGUCUGGUGCUCGGACGACUGUGCGCGGCGUGCUCUCUACGUCAAGGUCCAGCUCAACGAGGAACCGGCGUGGAUGCGGCGGACAGGCGGUGGGCAGGAGAUCGAGAUUCUGGUAGAAAACACCGAGGCUCUGGAAUUCGCUCUCCCCCUUCGGCUGAAGUCAAAGAACAAAGUCCAAGGCGAGCUCAAGGACGAGGACGGGGAAGAUAUUGCGGCAGCCUGGGCUCUGGCAGAUGAAGCGCUGGCAGAGCUUUCCCAGGAGCGCGGAGAUAAAGACAGCAUGCCCAGGACGGAACUCAUCAAGGCCAAGAUUGAGGAGAGGACGAAUGUCAAGACGCCAUCCGCACCCUCCGCUGAGACAACCGCCAGCUCCGCUCACAUGGCAAUAGAAGGGCAUAUCCCCAAAUCUGAUGCCAAGAAGACCAAAGAUGCAGAUGACGAUGAAGAAGACAACGACUGGGAUGACUGAUCUGUCAAUUGUGGGUCGCAAUCGCCAACAACUCUUCAUCAAUGCAGCAUUCAGAACCAGGCCGGAUUCACCAACAGUAUCCUCUACUAAAGUAGGACAGACCAUGAACGUCUAGCUCCUAGCGGGUCUCACGACCAUCUCGAUGCAACAUAUCUUUCUCGGCGUAUGGGUAUUCACCAAAAGCGAAAGAAAGAGGCUCACAGGGCUGACUGCUUAUUCAUGCUUUGACUCUGGAAUGGGUAGGGAGAAAGGGAAGUUUUUCUGGGGAGGCAUGGGACAUGGAGAUUGGGGUACUAGGAAAUACCUCAUGUAUCAAUAAAGCUUCUUUCAUUACGACGCAAACUCUUGUG
This is a messenger RNA of Mytilinidion resinicola, 1283 nucleotides long. RefSeq lists its product as uncharacterized. The coding region runs from base 46 to 933 and encodes 295 amino acids. Lineage: Eukaryota; Fungi; Ascomycota; Dothideomycetes; Mytilinidiales; Mytilinidiaceae. The transcript has a single exon. Gene Ontology annotation, molecular function: RNA polymerase II CTD heptapeptide repeat phosphatase activity; RNA polymerase core enzyme binding. Gene Ontology annotation, cellular component: nucleus; cytoplasm. The record is from RefSeq and is a predicted model, not a curated record.